CCGAUCGUCUCUCCAUCGAUAACAUCAUGGAUCCCGAUCACGACGCAAAGUUCCCUCUCCACGAGGCCGCCCGGGAGGGCAAAACUCAAACGGCCGAAUCCCUCGUAAGCGCGAACCCGAAGCUAGCUAACACGAAAGACGACGAUGAACGGCUACCGAUCCAUUGGGCCGUCGCCUACAACCACCUCCCCAUCGUCGAGCUCCUAGUGUCCAGCAAGAACUUUGAUCCCGAUGUCGAGGACGGAUCGGGCUGGACCCCACUGAUGAUCGCAUCGAGUUUGAAAAAUGCCGAGGGCGACGCCAUCAUCGAGCUCUUACUCCGAAAAGGCGCAGACGUGACGGCCAAGAGCAACUCCGGCCAGAACGCCCUCCAUUUCGCGACCUCCAAAGCCAACAUCUCCACCGUCCGCACCCUAAUAGAGAAUAAAUGCAGCGCCAGAGUCAAAGAUAAGCGCGGACAACUGCCGCUUCACCGAGCCGCGGCCAUCGGAUCGACGGCCAUCAUCAACAUUCUGCUGAAGGAUGGGAAGAGUCCUGUCAACGCGACGGAUAUGGACGGGAUGACGGCGCUGCAUCAUGCGAUCUGCGAAGGCCAUGGCGAUGCGGCGAUCACGUUGCUCAAGGCGGGUGCGGAGACGGAUAAGAGGGAUGCUGAUGGGAGAUUGGCCAUUGAUAUGGCUCCUGAUGGAAAGGUUCGGGGAUAUAUCAUCCAGACUGCUGAGAGGGAGGGCGUAGAAUUGUAAGAUGUCCAUGGUCUUGACCAUGCAUCAGUCUAGGACUUUGAAAGGGGCGUAACAAUCCAGAUACCCAGCUUCUCUCGAAGUGUUUCGCCCUUGCAACCAAUCAAUGUGCCCAAGGGUGUGUUAACAAUAAAUAGUUCAUUGAAAGUUAAGCUUUCUUGUAAUAGUGGC
Messenger RNA from Aspergillus steynii IBT 23096, 911 nucleotides. RefSeq names its product ankyrin repeat domain-containing protein. Lineage: Eukaryota; Fungi; Ascomycota; Eurotiomycetes; Eurotiales; Aspergillaceae. Bases 27 to 743 code for a protein of 238 amino acids. The record is from RefSeq and is a predicted model, not a curated record. Gene Ontology annotation, cellular component: nucleus; cytoplasm. The transcript has 6 exons. Gene Ontology annotation, molecular function: protein binding.